UCUCUCCCCCCGGCCAAGGCAGCCAUGGCGGCUGAAGGUGCUGUGCAGGAGCUCUGCGAGGAAGCCUCUUGCUCCAUCUGCCUGGACUUCUUCAGGGACCCGGUGACCAUCGCCCAGUGCGGCCACAACUUCUGCCGAGCCUGCCUGACCCAGAGCUGGGGGGAGCGGUCGGGGGCCGCCGAGCUUUUUUGCCCCCAGUGCAGAGGAAGGGCUCAGCCCAACAGCCUCUGCCGCAACCAGAAGCUGGCCACGCUUGUGGCAAUGCUCAAGAAAGGCAGCCCUUCGGCAGCGAAGGGGGGAGAAGGAGAAGGGGGCGUCUGCGAGAAGCACCGGGAGCCCCUGAAGUUUUUCUGCGGGGAGGACGAAGCCUCCCUCUGCGUGGUGUGCAGCAAAUCCCAGAAGCACCGAGGUCACCAGGUGACUCCCUUGGAGAAGGAGGCUGCUGGAGAGAAGGAGAGAGUCGUGGCAGCUAGAACGGCAAGAGUUUGCCAGAAGCACCAGAAGCUGCUGAAGCUCUUCUGCAAGGACCAUGAAGCCCCCAUCUGCGUGGUCUGUGAGCAGUUUCAGGAACACCAAUAUCACGACAUCGUUCCUGCGGAGGAGGCUGCCCAAGAGUACAAGGAUCAGUUCUGCAAUUGUGUGGAGAUUCUGCUGAAGGAGAGAAACAAAAUCCUGGCAUACAAAGCCGAUAUAGUGAAGGAAAGCCAAGACCUGCUCAGGCAAACCAAAGGAGAGCGACAGAAAGCGCUGAUCAAGUUUAGGCAACUACAGAAGUUUCUGGAGGAACAAGAGAAACUUUUGCUGGCCCAGAUGGAAGAGGUGGAGAAGGAGGUGGCAAGGAAGAGGGACCAGCACCUGGCCAGACUCUCUGAGGAACUCUCCUCUCUGGAAAGCCUCAUCCGAGAAAUGGAGACGUGUCAACAGCCAGCCAGCAGUCUCCUGCAGGGUGCCAGAAGGACCUUGCAGAAGUAUGAAGAAAAGGAGCCGUUUGAGAGUCCAGUGGCUUUUCCUCUUGCGCUGAAGUGGCGUAUCUGGGACUUCUUGGAUUUAAAUCCGCUUUUGGAGGCCAUCAAGAAGCAACUCAGAGACACUCUGGAUUCUGGACUUCACCUGCAGAAAGCAAAUGUGACUCUGGAUCCAGACACGGCCCAUUUACAACUCAUCCUGUCUGAGGGUCAGAAAACCGUGAGACAAGGAGAAAAACCUCAAGCUCUGCCCACCAGUCCGGAGAGAUUUGAGAACUAUAGUGCUGUGCUGGGCUGUGAGGGAUUCACAGGAGGCUGCCAUUUCUGGGAAAUCCUUGUGGGAAGUGAGGAAAGAUGGGCUGUGGGGGUGGCCAGAAAGUCUGUGAGGAGGAAGGGAGACCUCCCUUUUACUCCUGAGGAAGGGAUCUGGGCUGUGGGGAAGUGGGCAGGGAUGCACAGGGUUUGUAUAAAAGGACAUUACCCUCCCCUGACUGUGACUGGGGAGCUGAAGAGGAUCCGAGUGUGCCUGAACUAUGCUGGGGGGCGAGUGGCCUUUUUUGAUGCUGACCGAGCAGCCCUUCUCUACGAGUUCUCUGGAGCCUCCUUCCAUGGAGAGACCCUCCUGCCCCACUUUUGGGUGUAUGGAAAAGGCCACCUCAGAAUCUCUUCCUAAGACCUUUUCUUCAACCAGGACCAUCAAGAAGAAAAUAGUAUUUCUCAAGAGUGCCCCUUUUUUGAGUCCUGUAGAGGCCUCUCUUGUCUCCAGUCACCAAAACAGACUGCAGUAAAGUGGAGACAUUUCUCCCCCCCCCCCUCCAUUUCCCAACAUUCCUUUCUCCUCCUUUGUAUCUUAUUCCUUAAAGCAACAGUAACCCCUUUCACAUUGUAAAGGAUAACAGGCUUGUACUACAGGAGAGCUCCAAACAGACCAUCAGGACCCUCUCCAGCCUCCAUUCUCCUCAAGGAUGAGAGGAACCACUGCAGAGGAAGAAGAGGUCCCGCAUGUUUCUAUUAUUAUUCUGGACUUCCUCUUUUCUUUACUGGACACCAUCUGCUAGGAUUUCCCAGUGUUCAGCCUACACUUUCUGACAGACACUGAAGGUCUUGUCGCUAUCCAGGUUCCUGCGUUCACAGCAUUUGUUUUUCAGUUGUACCAGAGACUGAGAAGAUGUUAUGCUUUUUAUGAAGUUAUGUUGUGUUGAAA
Molecule: messenger RNA, 2169 nt
Organism: Heteronotia binoei (common prickly gecko)
Lineage: Eukaryota; Metazoa; Chordata; Lepidosauria; Squamata; Gekkonidae
Product: E3 ubiquitin-protein ligase TRIM7-like
Exons: 8
Coding region: 25-1638 (537 amino acids)
Molecular function (GO): zinc ion binding; protein binding
Source: RefSeq, a predicted model, not a curated record